Molecule: messenger RNA, 1704 nt
Organism: Cottoperca gobio
Lineage: Eukaryota; Metazoa; Chordata; Actinopteri; Perciformes; Bovichtidae
Gene: sdr42e1
Product: short chain dehydrogenase/reductase family 42E, member 1
Exons: 3
Coding region: 150-1349 (399 amino acids)
Biological process (GO): steroid biosynthetic process
Molecular function (GO): oxidoreductase activity, acting on the CH-OH group of donors, NAD or NADP as acceptor
Source: RefSeq, a predicted model, not a curated record
AGAUGCACGACGUAAAUUACGUAACUAAAAGCACGUACAGCACCGACCAAGGAAGUGUGUGCACGCCGGUGCUCUCUUACCAGCGUUACAGUAGAGUAUUGAGUGCGUGAUAUAUAUAACUCAUAUUUCCCUCGUUUUCUUCCCGGUUUAUGUUAAGAAACUCACAGAUGCUCCCUCCUGCCAUGGAAAAUGCACGUAGGCCCACAGACACGUUUUUGAUAACUGGGGGAUGUGGCUAUUUUGGUUAUCGCCUGGCAUGCUCCCUUCAUAAAAAAGGAGCUAAGAUCAUUUUGUUCGACACAGUCCCUCCAAAGCAAGAAGUGCCAGAAGACAUUGUGUUUGUUCAAGGAGAUAUACGCGAGUAUGCACAAGUUGAGAAGGCCAUCGCUGGUGCGGACUGUGUAUUCCACCUCGCCUCCUAUGGCAUGUCUGGCAGGGAGCAGCUGAACCGACAUCUGAUUGAGGCGGUGAACGUUCAAGGCACACAGAACGUCCUGAAGGCUUGCGUUGAGCACGGGGUGUCCCGCUUGGUUUACACCAGCACCUUCAACGUGGUGUUCGGAGGCCAAGUGAUAGAGAACGGGGAUGAAAGCCUCCCUUAUCUACCUCUCCAUCUCCACCCGGACCACUACUCCAGAACCAAGUCUAUGGCCGAGAUGGCAGUGCUAAAAGCUAACGGCACAGCACUGAAGGACGGCGCCGGGGUGCUGAGAAGCUGUGCACUGCGUCCAGCAGGAAUCUACGGGCCGGGCGAGCAGAGGCACCUGCCCAGGGUAGUUGGCUACAUAGAGAAGGGGAUCUUCAGGUUUGUGUAUGGUGAUCCCAGCAGCCUGGUGGAGUUUGUCCAUGUGGACAACCUGGUGUCGGCACACGAGCUUGCAGCCGAGGCUCUGACCUCGGAGAAGCAGCGCCGCUCUUCUGGCCAGGCCUACUUCAUCUCAGAUGGCAAACCGGUCAACAAUUUUGAGUUCUUCAGACCUCUGGUAGAGGGCUUGGGCUAUCCUUUCCCCAAACUGCGCCUUCCCAUCUCUCUCAUCUACUUUGUUGCCUUUCUCACAGAAAUGAUUCACCUCGUCAUCGGGCCCUUCUAUAACUUCCAGCCCCUGCUGACACGUACAGAGGUGUAUAAGACCGGCGUGACGCAUUACUUCAGCAUGGCAAAAGCGAAGGCGGAGCUCGGUUACGAGCCCCAGGAGUACGACCUGGGUGAGGUCGUACAAUGGUUCAGAAGCAGAGGCCACGGGAAGAAAUCUCACAGCUCCUUCCUCGGUCGGUUGCUGCUCGACAUCCUGUGUGUGUCGGCCUUUGUUGCUGUGGUUCUGUCUUUUCUUCCAUUUGUUGGCAGUUGAUAAAAUAUCAUUUUCAUAUUUUCCAAAAUGCCAAACGCCUUGUAUCAAACCUGGUUCAUAACUAGAGUGAUUACAUGUCUUCAGGUCCGUGGACACAUUUGUAUUAUGAAAUCAGUCAGUAUGGGCAGGUGCUUCACACUUAAAAACACCUUUUUAUACUGUAACACCAUCACAUGUGAAAAUAAUCUUAAUCUCUGAACCGUAACGUCUUCAUUUUACAUCCCACUACUGAAACUGUCUGAGAUGCUACCUCUUUUACCCACAAUGUUGAGCUUUUUGAAAGGAAACAGACUUGUUUUAAAGUAAAAUACAAAGGAAUUUUCUGACUGUAAUGAAUAAAUCCUUACAUGGCAAA